UGUCGUUACUAACACGACCAAGAGAAGAGCUCCCAAAUUUUUUGUAAUCUAAAAAUAAAAAUAAAUAGCAAAAGAAAUGCAGAAGGGCUUCACUCUCGUGCAGACGGUGGGCACCGCCGGCAUCUUCUCCGCCGUAUCCUUCUGGUACGGGUUCAUGUUCGGCAGAGAGUCAGCGCGCAAGGAGCUCGAAGAGCUAAUUGAGAAACUCCGCCGUUCUUCAUCUCCUCCAGAUCAGUCCUAGACGAUUCAGUACUAGCAUCAAGUUUACUGAGAGAAAUGUUCUUGCUUUGUGUUGAAGGUGAGUUAAAGUUUUCUGCUGAAGGAACUUGAGAUUUGGCCUAAAUCUUCAGUAUAAUAUAUAUUUGAAGCAUGCAUUCAUGUAUUGGCUACUUACUAUUGGCUAGAAUUGUUUACUUUCUAUAAUACCAAAAUUUUGAAUUUUGUAGACUUGGUAGAGAUUAAGUUUAAAUGCUGAUGGAUGUCAUGAUACUGAUGGUACUUGCUUGUGAUUCCUCAUUUUAGGAGAAGAAUUUAUAUGAAGUUUCUGUUUUAUGGAAUUACAUUGAAGUAUUACUCACAUUCUUUCUGGAUGAUUUGUCUGUUGUUUUCAUCUGUUACAAGAAGUGUUUUAUCUUUGCUUAGAUUCUGCUUCUAACCUGAAGAGUAGAUAUGAUGAUGAUCAGGCUCAUCUUCAGAAAAUCCUAACUCUUACUCAUAUUUCAAUUAUGUGAUAUGGGUUUUCUUAGACCAUUUUGUAGCUGUUGCAACUCCAACCCUUGCUUUACCGUUUAUAUCAUAAUUCAUAUAUAAUUGAGAAAGAAAACAAUAACCUGAAAAGCAGAGCAGAGUUCAUACUAAGUUAGUAAACUUUUAUGGACCAAAACAUUGCAGGAAACUGAAGUAUGUCCCUUUUUGUUUUCAAGGGAAUCAAAAAGAUUUUAAAGUUUUGUACAGGAAACGAAUAUAUAUUGUUUACUGGACCAAGAUAGUUAAUUAAUACUUGCUGUGCUUCUGUUUUCACUCUGUGCAUACGCCAGAUUUGUUGCCUCAGCUUCUAGCUUCCUUGCCAUUGUUCCGAAUCUCUUCAUGUCCACCUAACUUUUAAAACAGCAAUACUCUGUUCUUUGGAGUCUUGGACUUGGGCAAGACAAGGUUAAUCAGUACAUUGCCAUGUAUGUAUGUGUAUAUGUACGCCCUUGACUUUCCAAUGUGCUUUAUAUUUUACAUUCUUGGAGUACAAUGUCACAAAGAUAUGCUUCCAUAUCAUCAUACAAGGGCAGCUUCCCUUGUCUUCUGCAAAUUAUUUUGUUUGAUAAAUCCAACAUAAAGGUCUGUUCCAAUCCUGUCACUUUCAUGAAGUCUCUUGUUUUGGCCAUCUUCUGACAUGUUUCUUAUAAACUCAACCAAAUUUCUCCAAUUAUCUGCUUCAAACAGCUGCUUAUUCAUUCUUAAGUAAGUAAAUGCACUGAGACCUUCUGCUAGAUCUAACCUGCUUGUUGUCAAAAUUUGGGAAAAUGCUCCUCCAUCAUACCGCUGUAGUGCAUUUUCUCCAGCUAGUUCUGUUCUAGCACUUUUAGUUGCCAUCUUUACUUGCCUAACUAGACCUUCUGGUGAGCAAUUGGCUUUGCCUGGCUGUUCUCCAUCUCUCAUCUCCAUGCAUGUAAAGUUGAAUACCACACCAAGUUUUCCUAGCAUUCUUGCUAUUGGCAGGUAACCAUCUUGAUACUUUGUGUUGUAGUACCCUGCUGUUAGUUCUGCUGCAUGUGAUCUUGUUUUGUAAUGCCAAUGAAUCCCAGCUACUUUCCCAGACAGUUUGGCUCCAGUUCCUUGAAAUAUACCUUUUGCUGUUGUGAGAAUCUUUUCUCCAUGUUCGAGUAGCUUCCCAGAAUACCACUCUAAGAAGAAUUUUCCGUACUCGCUAUCCCAUCUAC
Molecule: messenger RNA, 1931 nt
Organism: Andrographis paniculata
Lineage: Eukaryota; Viridiplantae; Streptophyta; Magnoliopsida; Lamiales; Acanthaceae
Exons: 3
Coding region: 77-241 (54 amino acids)
Source: RefSeq, a predicted model, not a curated record